Molecule: messenger RNA, 388 nt
Organism: Loa loa (African eye worm)
Lineage: Eukaryota; Metazoa; Nematoda; Chromadorea; Rhabditida; Onchocercidae
Exons: 1
Source: RefSeq, a predicted model, not a curated record
GUUAGCCGCUCACUGGUCAUUUAUCCUUCCACCAUCCAUCAUCCUUUUUCCUCUUCCUCAUUCCAUCGCUCUCUUCACUCUUCUCCAAAGGAAAUCCUUUCGGAAUAUUUCACUACACAUGUAUCUAUAUAUAUAUAUUAUAUAUGCGUAUAGUAUUUAUCUAGACACACACAGACAUACAAACACAUACACAGAUACACAGCGACACACACACAUACACAUACAUACAUAUAUAUAUAUACACACACACACACACACACACACACACAUACACACCAUAGAUACACAAACACAGCAGUUGCAUUACAUAGACAAGCUCCUCAAACAUUGUUAUUGAUUAAAUUUUUGCAAAGUGGGCGUUAAAUUUAGAAUUAACUAAGAAGCGAAG